Molecule: messenger RNA, 1035 nt
Organism: Entrophospora sp. SA101
Lineage: Eukaryota; Fungi; Glomeromycota; Glomeromycetes; Entrophosporales; Entrophosporaceae
Source: the annotation of a GenBank genome assembly
AUGACGUCAGCUGAAGAGAAAAAUAGUAAUGGACAAUAUAGACUUGGAUUUUGUUAUCAAUAUGGAAUUGGUACAGAAGAAGAUACCUACAUGGCUACAAAAUGGUUUAAAAAUGCUUCAAAUAACAAGCGAGAUAAUUGGAAUAUUUCUAUAGAAGAAAAUACAACUAUUGAAUUAUUUAUGACUAAGAUAGAAAUUAAUAAUCAUCAUCAUGUAACUAAAAUUUUGAUGAAUUAUAUAACCCAGAAUGAUGCAAACUCAAUUGAGUUAUUUGAUUAUAUGCAAGAUUGUGAUGAUGAUGUUAAUGUUAAUAAUAUAAAGCUUAUAUUGGGAUUUUUUUACCAAUGUGGAAUAGGUACCAAAAUAGAUGCAAAAAUAGCAUUUAAUAUAUAUCUGAAUUUAUCAAAUUAUGGUGUAAAAGAUAAAAUUGUUGGCUAUUUACUUGGAUAUUGUUAUCAUCAUGGAAUUGGAAUACAACAAGAUCUUAAUCAGGCCUUUCAAUGGUACUUAAUAUCAGCUGAAAAUGGAAAUAGCAAUGCUCAACGCAAUGUUGGAUGUUGUUAUCAUUAUGAAAUUGAUGAAAUCAGGGAUUAUAAUAAGGCUUUUGAAUGGUAUUUGAAAUCAGCUGAAAAUGGAAAUGGAGGUGCCCAAUUCAUUGUUGGGUUUUGUUAUCAUUAUGUAAUUGGUGUAGAAAAAAAUUAUGGUAAGGCAUUUGAAUGGUAUUUAAAAUCCGCAGAAAAAGGAAAUAGUAAUGGUCAAUAUAGUGUUGGAUAUUGUUACCAUUAUGGAAUUGGUACAAAAAAAAAUUAUAAUAAAGCUUUUCAGUGGUAUCUAAUGUCAGCUGAAAACAUGAAUAGUAAUGGUCAAAAUAGUGUUGGAUAUUGUUAUGAAAAUAAAAUUGGCACAGAAAGAGAUGUUGAUAAAGCUACUAAAUGGUAUAAAAUGGCUUCAAGGCAUGGGCAUUCAAAUUCAAAUAUUGAAAUAGUACAAGUUAAAAAAACUACAACCAUUAAAAAAUUUUUUAAACUUUUUUGA